UCCAUAUGAGUUGUGCGCAAGGUUUUACUCAACUGAAUCGUGGUGCAUGGCUUAUGCGGAGACAUGUUAUCCAGUUUUUCAACAUAAUGAAGCUUGGGACAUUCCCGAACAUAUCAAGAAACGAGUCUGCCUAAAACCCCCCGUGAAGAUUAAGAAAGGACGACCAACAACAAAACGUAGAUCAUCACAAGGUGAGGUUCGUAAAGAACGGAGACGGUGCGGCUCAUGUGGCGGUCUAGGUCAUAACAGAGCAACAUGCUCAGCAGUGAUGCCUGCACCAUCUACUGCAAGACCUUCACAAUCAAGUGCCCAAUCUACACAACCUUCACAAUCAAGUGCCCAAUCUUUGGCAUGAAACUGUUUUAGGGUUUUGAUCAAACCGUUUUUGU
This is a messenger RNA of Impatiens glandulifera, 389 nucleotides long. RefSeq lists its product as uncharacterized. The record is from RefSeq and is a predicted model, not a curated record. The transcript has 2 exons. Bases 47 to 355 code for a protein of 102 amino acids. Lineage: Eukaryota; Viridiplantae; Streptophyta; Magnoliopsida; Ericales; Balsaminaceae.